This is a messenger RNA of Condylura cristata (star-nosed mole), 1654 nucleotides long. It is a transcript of the gene PLEKHF2, whose product is annotated as pleckstrin homology domain containing, family F (with FYVE domain) member 2. The coding region runs from base 221 to 970 and encodes 249 amino acids. The transcript is spliced from 2 exons. The record is from RefSeq and is a predicted model, not a curated record. Lineage: Eukaryota; Metazoa; Chordata; Mammalia; Eulipotyphla; Talpidae. Gene Ontology annotation, molecular function: phosphatidylinositol binding; metal ion binding.
GCGGGGUCCGGCAGUCGCCUGCGAGCGGCUGAGCCGCCAGCCCGCUUGCCCUCCGCGUUCGGACCGCGCCGGCUGGCCCAGUACACCCUGGACCGCUGGCCCGAUACACACUGAAAGGCCGGGGCGGGGGAGCGGGCAGAGUCCGCGCCCGGCGCCCGGGACGAGGAGUCGGACCUUAGCCGCCGACGCCGCCAGAGCCCGGCCGGGCUGUUAACAAAAGAUGGUGGAUCGCUUGGCAAACAGUGAAGCAAAUACUAGGCGCAUAAAUAUAGUGGAAAAUUGUUUUGGAGCAGCUGGUCAACCCUUAACUAUACCUGGACGGGUUCUUAUUGGAGAAGGAGUAUUGACUAAAUUGUGUAGAAAAAAGCCAAAAGCAAGGCAGUUUUUUUUAUUUAAUGAUAUUCUUGUAUAUGGUAAUAUUGUCAUCCAGAAGAAAAAAUACAAUAAACAACAUAUUAUUCCCCUGGAAAAUGUCACUAUUGAUUCCAUCAAAGAUGAAGGAGACCUGAGGAAUGGAUGGCUUAUUAAGACACCAACCAAAUCCUUUGCAGUUUAUGCUGCUACUGCCACGGAGAAGUCAGAAUGGAUGAAUCACAUAAAUAAAUGUGUUACUGAUUUACUCUCCAAAAGUGGGAAGACACCUAGUAAUGAACAUGCUGCUGUCUGGGUUCCUGACUCUGAGGCGACUGUGUGUAUGCGUUGUCAGAAAGCAAAGUUCACACCUGUUAAUCGUCGCCACCAUUGCCGCAAGUGUGGUUUUGUUGUCUGUGGGCCCUGCUCUGAAAAGAGGUUUCUUCUUCCCAGCCAGUCCUCUAAGCCUGUGCGGAUUUGUGACUUCUGCUAUGACCUGCUUUCUGCUGGGGACAUGGCCACAUGCCAGCCCACUCGGUCGGACUCUUACAGCCAGUCACUGAAGUCUCCUUUAAACGAUGUAUCUGACGAUGACGAUGAUGACGAUAGCAGUGACUAAGGGCAUAUUUUCAAAUACUUAAUUGGGUGUGACUAUUUGAGAAAUCAGCUUUGGGGAGGAAUUUAAAAUUCUGAGCUCUCGAUUUUGCUCUAGCCAUGAAUUUGCCUGAAAAACUUUUAACCUAUGUGCCUCAGUAUACUCUGUAGAAAAUAUGUCCCGUUGUUAACCCCUCUCCCAUCUCUCCGCUGUCUCCAGUGACAGAUUGCAAAUCAAUCAGAUAAAUUUUUGGCUUCUUUUUGUUUAUUUCUAGAUUAUUUUUUGGAAGGUUGGGGAAAAAUAUUUAUUUAACAGAUCAUGUUAUAUGUUCUGUUACAUGGAAAAAUGAAAAACAAAAAGUGAUGAAAAAAAGGAGUAAGAUUUAGUCAGUAAAAUUGUUAACAUUUUCCUAAUCAUUUUCUCCAAAGAUUAAGACACCAGUAAAAAUAUAUAUAAAAUUUGGGAAUACUUUGGCUUUUUUGUAUUCCAAGUGGUGCCUUAUAUUAGCACUGUUUUAUAAAAUGGUCCCCUACCUUCUUUCUUUUUCACUUGUUUGAACAAUACACUGGUGCUCCCUGAGGUGAUAAAGUGAAUGUGUAUGAAUGGGUGUAAUUAGAAAAUACUUCUCAUCUGACAGCUAUAAAUAAAUAAAUUUAGAAACUCUUCAUUCUAUAUGAAUAUUUUUGCAUAAAGUAGCUGUGAUUAUAU